Maylandia zebra (zebra mbuna) is the source of this 1794-nucleotide messenger RNA. The record is from RefSeq and is a predicted model, not a curated record. NCBI's taxonomy places the organism in Eukaryota, Metazoa, Chordata, Actinopteri, Cichliformes, Cichlidae.
CGACUAAACAUCCAGCAGAGAAUCCAGGAGCGAGAGAAAGAUGUGAAGCUGCUUCAACAGGAGGUGGAGGCCAUCAAUGGCUCUGCUGAUAAAGCAGUGGAGGACAGUGAGAAGAUGUUCACUGAGCUGAUCCGUCUCCUCCAGAAAAGAAGCUCUGAUGUGAAGCAGCAGGUCAGAUCCCAGCAGGAAACUGAAGUGAGUCGAGUCAAAGAGCUUCAGGAGAAGCUGGAGCAGGAGAUCGCUGAGCUGAAGAGGAAAGACGGCGAGCUGGAGCAGCUCUCACACACAGAGGAUCACAACCAGUUUCUACACAACUACCCCUCACUGUCAGCACUCAGUGAGUCUACACACUCAUCCAGCAUCAAUAUCCGUCCUCUGAGGUACUUUGAGGAUGUGACAGCAGCUGUGUCAGAGACCAGAGAUAAACUACAGGACAUUCUGAGAGAGGAAUGGACAAACAUCUCACUGACAGUCACUGAAGAGGAUGUUUUACUGUCACCAGCAGAGCCAAAGACCAGAGCUGGAUUCUUAAAAUAUUCACAAGAAAUCACACUGGAUCCAAACACAGCACACAGAGAAUUGUUAUUAUCUGAAGAGAACAGAAAAGUGACAUUAAUGAGACAAAAACAGACUUACUCUAAUCACCCAGACAGAUUCACUGAUUAUUAUCAAGUCCUGAGUAAAGAGAGUCUGACUGGACGUUGUUACUGGGAGGUGAAGUGGAGAGGGGGUGGAGUUGAUGCAGCAGUCGCAUACAAGACUAUCAGCAGAGCAGGAGAGUCAGAUGAAUGUGGAUUUGGAUUUAAUGACAACUCUUGGUUAUUGAGCUGUGACAGAAAAAGUUGCAAAUUUUUGCACAAGAAUGUCCAAACUGUCCUCUCAGGUCCUCCGUCCACCAGAGUAGGAGUGUACCUGGAUCACAGAGCAGGUAUUCUGUCUUUCUACAGCGUCUCUGAAACCAUGACUCUCCUCCACAGAGUCCAGACCACAUUCACUCAGCCGCUCUAUGCUGGACUUGGUCUUUUUAUUGAUCAUGGAGACACUGCAGAGAUAUUAAACUGAAAUAGACAGAAGUCACUGAGGGACGGCUAGUUCCUGUUUCUUUGGUCUCCAGCAUUGCUGUCAACAGUGAUGGAGAUUUUGAAAAGAGGUCAGAGUGGCACCAGAAAGUUCUUUGAAAGUAAAUUCUGCUAGACCGAAAACAAUUUCUAAUUAGCUUGUAUGAAGAAGAUCAUAAAAUCUAAUAAAAAUGAACAAACAUUAAUGAACUUCAGUUUUUAUAUCAAGAAGACACUAGUAUUAUAAAUGUAAUUGUUUUAUUAUGAAUAGUAUUGUCUAAGCUCACAGACCAAAUGUUACACUCUGAAUAAAACUUUUAAUUUCAGUCCUUCCAGCACACAAAAUCACACGUAUUCUACUAGAGAAGAUGUGGAUUUUAUAGACACUCAAUCUGAAGACUUGCUUAAUGUAAACCCUCCUGUGUGAAGUUUGUUACAUGUUUGAACUGAUACAUGCUGAUUUUCUUUCUUUUUUGUUGUUGUUGAGGAGUUAUUUGGUUAUUUGAAGAAAUAUUGAAAUGAAAAUCUUGAUUUGAAUCAUCUGCUACUGUGGCAUAUGUAACUCAUUACUGGUAUUUUUUUUUAUAUCAGGUGUGGCUAUAACUUAGACUUUCUGCUGGUCUGUUUUCUGUGUUCUUAUCCCUAACCUUAACCACAACCUUAAUCAUGUUAGAUAGUGUUUUCCAAAGCGAUUCAUGAUGAUAAAAAAUUUUUAAAAAAGUAAAAUAAAUGUACA